Molecule: messenger RNA, 2877 nt
Organism: Talaromyces amestolkiae
Lineage: Eukaryota; Fungi; Ascomycota; Eurotiomycetes; Eurotiales; Trichocomaceae
Exons: 5
Coding region: 1-2877 (958 amino acids)
Biological process (GO): heme biosynthetic process; transmembrane transport
Molecular function (GO): protoporphyrin ferrochelatase activity; transmembrane transporter activity
Source: RefSeq, a predicted model, not a curated record
AUGGCAAUGCGCUCUUCUUUGGCUCUGCCAUGUCGCAUAAUCUCCCAUAGUUCCUCCCACAAUGUCCGGCCUGCGACACGGCUCGUCAAUCGGCCAUUGAACGGACAUGGGUUUGCGACAGCAGCUUCGGUGCCCAAGAAGGGUUCAAAAGGACCUACAGCCAUGGUUCUGUUGAAUAUGGGCGGUCCAUCGAAAGUCUCCGAAGUUGAAAGCUUCCUCAGUCGUCUUUUUGCCGAUGCCGAUUUAAUUCCUCUAGGUCCGCUCCAAAAGUACCUAGGGCCGCUCAUCGCUCGUCGUCGCACUCCCAAAAUUCAAAAACAGUAUUCCGACAUUGGAGGAGGAUCGCCAAUACGCAAAUGGUCCGAAUACCAGUGCGAAGAAAUGUGCAAGAUACUCGACGAAAUCUCCCCAGAAACAGCGCCCCACAAGCCAUACGUCGCAUUUAGAUAUGCGGAUCCAUUGACGGAAGAAAUGUAUAACAAAUUACUGGAAGAUGGUUUUGGAGGAGGAAAUGGCGGCCGAGCUAUCGCCUUCACGCAAUAUCCUCAAUACUCUUGUUCUACCACAGGCAGCUCCCUCAAUGAGCUAUGGAAGUGGAGGAAUAGGUUAGAAGGACCGCGCUCUGGUCAAGAUUCGGCUGGUGCGAUUCAGUGGAGUGUGAUUGACCGAUGGGCUACGCAUCCUGGGCUGGUAGAAGCGUUUGCAAAGAAUAUUGAGGAUCAGCUAGCUACAUACCCGGAAGAGAAACGCUCAUCUGUGGUUAUUCUGUUCUCUGCUCAUAGUUUGCCCAUGAGCGUCGUCAACAGAGGUGAUCCAUACACGGCGGAAGUCGCGACAACGGUCCACGCAGUCAUGCAGCGCUUAGGGUUCUCUAACCCUUACCGACUGUGCUGGCAGUCACAAGUCGGGCCAUCAGCAUGGCAAGGCGCUCAAACAAGCCACACUGUCGAGAAUUACGUCAAGAAAGGCUUUACCGACAUGAUCCUUGUGCCUAUUGCGUUUACCAGCGAUCACAUUGAAACUCUCUACGAACUAGACAAAGAAGUAAUUGGUGAAGCCGGCCACGCUGGCAUCAAGCGGGCGGAGAGUCUGAAUGGCAACCCGACAUUCAUUCGUGCCUUAGCUGACAUCGCGAAGACUCACUUGGAGUCGGGAGAGAACUGCUCGCGACAGAUGACGCUGCGUUGCCAAGGAUGUAACAGAGGCGAUGCAGCUAUUGCUGCGGACGCCGAUCAGGAUGCACGUGUUCUGCAUGAAGAAGAAUCUUUAGGCGCAUCCGAAACGUCUCCCUUGUUACCAGCUUCCGAAGCGGUAUACGAAGAGCCUGAAUUCAACGACAAUAUAAAUAAGCCAUGGCUAGGAUCGCCGGAAUUUGAUGCCAAACCCUGGUGGAGGCGACCAAAUGUCUAUUAUCUGAUUCCGCCUACUGCUCUUUUCACCUUUGCAUUUGGUGGAGCAGCCGUGCCUAAAAUCAACUUGAUCCUUUCAAUUGUGUGUCGAGACUACUUCGCCGAUCAAAAGGCCAAGGACCCUACCUUUACAUAUCUACCAGUUAUCUUCGGGGGUGAGAACGAUCAAUGUCGCAUACCACAAGUCCAAUCCAAUGCGGCGCAGAUCUUGCUUUACAUCAACUUGAUAUCUGGAUUUUUAUCGGCACUUGUCAGCCCCCGGCUGGGUGACCUGUCUGAUAGAUAUGGUCGUGUGCCAUUGAUGUCUCUCUGUGUUGCAGGAACCUUGAUUUCUGAGUUAUUUGUAACAUUCAUCGCCGCUUACCCAGAUCAUGCUUCAAUCAAUUGGCUCCUCGUCGCAGCUUUCGUGGAUGGGCUAUGCGGAUCCUUCACCCUCGCUUUAUCGUUGGUACAUUCAUACGGAGCGGACUGUACGCCUCCAGAGAGAAGAAAUGUCGUCUUUGGAUACAUCCACGCGACAUUAUUUACGGGCAUUGCGUUAGGGCCAUUCCUUUUUGGGCUGCUGAUAAAGCACACCGGGAAGAUUCUAGACGUCUUUUUGGCGGUUUUGGUCCUCCACGGAAUCUAUCUUUUUACGCUGUUAUUUCUCAUUCCGGAAUCAUUGUCAAAGGAACGUCAAAAUGUUGCGCGAACAAAACAUCACGCAAAACCUCAGAGAGGGAAUACGAAUUUUAAACAAAACUUCCUGCGAGAGCUUCACCCAUCCAGUAUUUUCAAGCCACUGGCGAUCUUGUGGCCAAAGCCCAGCCCUUCGCAAUCGUCGCCAGAAAAUCGGGCAUUGUUCAGAAAACUGCGCAAAAAUUUGGUUUUGAUUGCUGCCAUCGAUACGUUGAUGUUUGGAGUAGGCUUAGGCACUGUGCAGAUCAUCAUCCUGUAUGCAGAAUAUGUGUUUGGAUGGGGCAACUACGAGUCCAGCGUGUUCGUCUCGGUCACGAACAGUGGACGGGUAAUCACUUUGCUUCUUAUUUUACCCGGUAUAACGAGAUACAUUCGUGGACCAACGCGAGGCAAUCAAGCCAACACUGGAAGCGAUUGGCUGGACAUUUCCCUGAUUCGUCUAGCCAUUCUCAUUGACCUGCUUGGUUAUAUUGGAUACGCGGUCUCAAAGACUGGAGGAAUCUUCACAUUGUCCGCUCUCGUUGCAUCCAUAGGAGGAAUUGGCCCGCCAAGUUUGCAGUCGUCGCUGACGAAGCAUAUACCUCCUAGUCAGACAGGACGAAUUCUAGGAGCCAUGGGACUUUUACACGCCCUCGCUCGUGUUGUGUCACCUGUUAUAUUCAACGGUAUUUACAGCGUUACAGUUGGCACAUUCACGCAGGCCGUCUUUGUCUGCUUGGCAUCGGUGUUCGGUUUGGCAGCCAUCUUGAGCUGGUUUAUUGUACCUAGUGGUGAGCCAUAUUCGAUUUAA